Molecule: messenger RNA, 1279 nt
Organism: Phyllopteryx taeniolatus (common seadragon)
Lineage: Eukaryota; Metazoa; Chordata; Actinopteri; Syngnathiformes; Syngnathidae
Exons: 11
Coding region: 224-694 (156 amino acids)
Biological process (GO): synaptonemal complex assembly
Cellular component (GO): synaptonemal complex
Source: RefSeq, a predicted model, not a curated record
UUUGUCUUCAGCUAAAAUGCAACUCCACGAGAUUCGAACCCAGAACCAUUCAACUGUGAAGCAGAUUUGCUAACCACUUAAUGCUGUCACAUUGAAACUUGUAAUGUCGAUUAAUUUUAAGUAACAGCCUUUAACACCAACUUCCAGUGGACGAAGGGGACAUUACACCAGCUCAACAAACGGGACAAUUUCAGCAAAAACUCUUAGUUCAUUGGAUAUAAAAAUGAGUUAUUCAGCAGGGUUCAACAUGGAAGACUUCAUUAAAGUGAAAGCAGGUGGAGGCACGCAGGACCCCAAAAUUGAACAGCUGAAGAGCGAACUUGCGAGGCUGCAACAAGGCAAAACAAUCCUGGAAGAGGAAAUUAUGGAGAGGAAAUCAGUCAGUGCGUGUCUGCAGAAGGAGCUGGCUACACUGCAAACAGAGGCCUACCGACUGGAAAGGACCCGUCAAGAAAAGGAAGAAUUGUCACAGAAGCUGCAGUUCCAGUGCGAGGAAUCCAAGCGCGAGUCUGUCAGUCUUGCCGAGCAGAACAGGAAGAGCGAAGAACUCUUGGCGCAGCACCGUUGUGAAAUCCAGGAGCUGAAGCUCAAACGGCGCAAGUUACGGAUGAAGUUUGAGAAUCAACUCCAUCAACUGAUUGAGCUGCACAAGCAACUGCACGCCAUCAUUAAAGAUUCCCAGCCGAAACAUUGAAGCAGAGCAUUGACUCAAGAAUGUGAGACGUUAGAUCGCCUGAUGACAUAAACCGGGAGGAGUUAAAAGUGCACGUUUACUGGUACUUUAAUGGAAGAAGAAAGACAAAGAAAAGAAAAAAAAAAAGAGUAUUUUCCUCCGUUUGUCCCAUGUUGACCCACGGUAACUGUCAAAUGUUCCCCUGCUAAAUCUAUGGGAUUCCCCCCCCCUCUCCCCACUUCAUUUUGUGUUUCAAACCUGUUUAACGUGCAAUGUUGCUCAGUUCAUGUUACGCCAAUGCGUUGUCGUUCAUGUAUUUGUGAAAGUGCACAGACGAACAUCAGUGGCUUGGAAAAGGUUUAAUAAAAGUAUUUGCAGCAUACUUCAAUACUAAAUGACCAUGUAUUCAAAUUGUAUUUAAAAAAAAUAAACAAAUAUGAAUACAAGGUACUUUGAUACUACAGUGUGACAAGUAUUUGUUAAUUAAAAACAGCCAACCAAUUAAUUCUUUUGAAUAUGUACAAUCCCGCAUAUAAAACUGUGCAAAAAAACUAGACCAGCCUAAUUCUUUGGUUUAAUCACACGAUCCGACAGAGGCAUCGUUGA